AUGGGCUGCGGCGUCUCCCGCCUCCCCGACGACCGCGACGAUCGCGCGACGUCGCAACAACGUACGCCGCCGCGACGUUCCAUCGCCGCCGGACCCGUCUUCGAGCACUACGUCGCCACGCACCACGGCGGCAGGGUCCACCCCGUGACGUACGAUUACGAUUCCGACGACGAAACGCAGCCGUGGCUUCCCCGGGAGGAGCGGAGGGUGCUGCGGAUCCUCGCCGAGAGACGCGGGGAGUUCGCGUCCCGCGCCGAGGUGCGCGCGAUUCAAAAGGCGUACCUCGAGACCCUGCGCGAGUACGCGGCGGGCGAUUACGCCAACGCCACCGUCGGCGUUUCCACGCGCGCGCUCGCUCGAUGGCAUCCGGGUCUUCGGGAAAACCCCCUGGCGCGGCGCGUCGUCGCAACCUUCGACGAGACGACGCACGGAGCGAUGUCGCUGACGAGGCGAACUCGGAUGGCGGAGGGACUGGUGCGAAGGUUCGACGCCAACGGCGACGGGGGACUGGAGAUGAACGAAUUUCUCAACCUGCUGAACGCGGAGGACUACCUCGGCAGGUUCACCGUCGAGAUGUACGCGUUCGACGGCGCGAGCCCGCCUCGGAAGCCGAGGAAAACGUACCUGUGA
Messenger RNA from Micromonas commoda, 630 nucleotides. RefSeq lists its product with no specific name. Bases 1 to 630 code for a protein of 209 amino acids. The transcript is spliced from 2 exons. The record is from RefSeq and is a predicted model, not a curated record. Gene Ontology annotation, molecular function: calcium ion binding. Lineage: Eukaryota; Viridiplantae; Chlorophyta; Mamiellophyceae; Mamiellales; Mamiellaceae.